Molecule: messenger RNA, 1500 nt
Organism: Pseudogymnoascus verrucosus
Lineage: Eukaryota; Fungi; Ascomycota; Leotiomycetes; Thelebolales; Thelebolaceae
Exons: 3
Coding region: 658-891 (77 amino acids)
Source: RefSeq, a predicted model, not a curated record
GUUUCAACAUAGCGAAUGGCGGGUCGAACCGGCAGCGGAUUUUAAUUAUGAGGGCGGGACUGAGAGUGGAAAGAGCUAUCGCGAAAUUCGUUGGUAGAAAUUAUUAUCGGACUUUUUGGCGUUGCUUUGGAAGGCUUAUCUUAGCGGCCCGCACCGCCUGCUGGAUUGGGUGUGGCAGUAUCGACCAUCCACAACGACUGAUCCAGGAACGCCAGGGUCGCGGUGGAAGGACGGAUAUGGCUUGAAUAUAGUAAUUAAAGUUGGAUGUCGCGCGAUUCGUGCCUUUCGUUAGUUCAUAUUUCAUAUUUGAUAAAAGGUAUACUGCUAUUUUGAAGCGCAGCCGGCCAACCAAUACACUCGACUACAAGUGGUGACGCCAUGGAUUUCCUCCAUAUGCGCCGUGACUACCAGUCUUUGGGACAUUUGGAAAAUUAUCAGUUUAGGGCGUACCUUGAUCUUAGGGAAAUGGACAAAUGACACAAGCCCUGUGCCUGUCAUGGCAUCAUAUAGAGCCAUCGCUGACAAUACUCAAAAACUCUGUUCUAACGGUUUAAAUAGUCUCCUUCCCAGCAGGUAGAUCUUGAGUUAUAUCAACCUUGUACAGUCCUCAACAACACAUUUUUCCUUUUAACGACUUCCGAUUCCAAGUCAAACAAAAUGGGCACUCCAAAGUACGAGAAUGGGCAGGUGGUAUUUUAUAGGCCAAUGUCUGGCGGAAACGCCGAAUCCACAGAGAGCACGGGUAUCAUCACCGAUAUUCUCAUGGAGCCUGGCCUGCAGGCCAACAUGAGCGUGAAUGCCAGUGCGGCACAACCGCGGUACGAGAUUAAAAACUACAAUACCGGCCAUACCAUCAGCGUGUUCGAGGAGAAUAUCCUAGGGAAGGCUUAAAGGUUGUGGAUUGCGUGUGGUCACUUUCGGUUAGAUAGUGCGAGGAUCCCAUAGCGGCGCCAAUAUAUCAUUUCCUUUCGAGAAAUAGCUUGUUAUUUUAGCCUUUUGGGAUUGUGGAUCUAUAGGUGCUUGUCGUCCAGGUUAUGCUCUUAAACCUAUGGAAGAUAGGUGGGCCUCAUUCCCAUGACGCAAGAUCGUGUGUGUUGAUGAACGUGGCAACCUCCGUGGUGAGAGGACGAGGGGUGAUGGAUAGAAAAGAAAGGGAAAGUAAGGGAAGGAGCGAAGGACAGAAAAGCAGGGGAAGGAGCGAAGGGCGGAAGGAGCAAAUGGCAAAGGAUGGAAAGGGGUAAAUGGGAAAAGAGCAAAGUUAGGAAGGAGCGAAGCAGCAAAGCAUCGUAGGAAAGAGAAACGGAAGGAGCGAAGGAAGGAAGGAAGGAAGGACGGAAGGAAUGAAGGGAGGCAGGCAAGAGCGAUGGUUCACAUCAUCUACCCUGCCUGUCAUUUCUCAACGAAGUUUGAUAUCCAUCCAUCCAUAGGAAGAGGAAAGGAUGAGAACAAUCAUCUUCGCCGCCAUCAAAUAGUUUCUCAUCCCAGCUCCCUCAGCCGCUG